GCUGGACUUCUACCAGGCUGUUGUAUUUGGAUGCUACCAUUUUGGAACCAUAUGUUUCCCCCUUAAUUUAAUGCGUCAUUGUGACCUGUCAUACACUUCCUCAGGCAGAGCAACCCACAAAGACAUUCUCAUAACUCUGUUAUGUGGGUCCUAAUUUUGUAAGCACUCUGCAAUUACAGAUGACCUCUCCAAAGAGCUUCCUGGAUGAUCAUGCAAGACCAAAAAGCAAAAAAUAAACACACAGAAACCCUCCUUCUCUACUGAAACGGUCAUUAGAUGCAAUUUUCUAGCUUUGAAGGCUCUAGUACAUUCCAGCCCAUGAAACUGAAUUUAGGAGAUGGAGGACCAUGCUGAACAAUAGACUUUCUCAAGUCCUUUAUGGGUAGAAGAGAGAGAACUUGAAAUGUACUCUUGAUGGAAGCAAAUGUCAAUAAAAAGAAUCUGAACAAAAUUAGUGACACUCUGCCAAGUGCUGGAGACACCCCUGCUAGUGUCUCUGCCCUCUUGCCUUCAGAGCAGGUUGCACCAUCAAAUGUGCCGGUUAUUCCCCGAAUUUUGCCAGAAGAAGUACAUCUAGAAGCUGGACCCCAGAAAAGGCGGCCAGGCACUGCAAUAAUAUCAAAGCAGUCAGACUCUUCAAACAUGUCUCGAAUGCCACUGAAUCGACCAGUCAUCCCACCAAGAAGACCUUGCUUCAGGGUAUGCUAUAUCUGUGGCAGAGAAUUUGGGUCACAGUCCAUUUCUAUACAUGAACCUCAGUGCUUAGAGAAGUGGCGUAUUGAAAAUGAUCAGCUACCAAGACAUCUGAGAAGACCAGAGCCUCGGAGACCUGAGGUCCUUACUGGUGGUUCCUGUAUGCUUACAGCUGAAAAUGAAGCAGCUUAUCAGAGUGCUCAAGCCCAGCUUCUGCCCUGUGGAACUUGUGGCCGGACCUUCCUUCCAGACCGUCUCAUUGUGCACCAAAGGAGUUGCAAAGGAAGUGGCAGUGGUGUGGGGUUACCAAGUUCUAACCCCCAUAAAUCUGGCUCAGCAAAAGAAGAUCCAUGUAAGACCAGUCAACAGAAGAGCAGGGCUGCACCAGCCAUGUUAGACAAGGCACGAGUGGUAAGACGGCCUCCAACAGUGAUUUGUUACAUAUGUGGCCGUGAGUAUGGAACAACAUCUAUUAGUAUCCAUGAGCCACAGUGCCUGAAAAAAUGGCACCAAGAGAAUGACAUGCUACCCAAGCGCUUGAGGAGGCCAGAGCCCAAAAAGCCUGAAGUCAAUCCCGUACAAGCCAAAGGUUUCUAUGAUCUUGAUGCUUUAAAUGAGGCUGCCUGGAUCAGCGCCCAGAACCAGCUAGUUCCAUGUGAUAUUUGUGGGUGUACUUUCCUUCCAGACAGACUGAUUGUACACCAGAAGUCCUGUAAACCGAAACCUGCAACAUAAAGUGGAUGUGACACACAUACAUACAUACGCAUGCAUGUUCCCUGCCACCCCCCCGCCCCCCUGUGUGUAUAGGCAUCAAGGCGCACUCAUGCACUUAUACCUUUCAACCAAACUACAGGAGAAAUAAAACCCAGCUGGAGAGCCAUGGGCAUAAAA
Molecule: messenger RNA, 1584 nt
Organism: Cygnus olor (mute swan)
Lineage: Eukaryota; Metazoa; Chordata; Aves; Anseriformes; Anatidae
Product: zinc finger protein 474-like
Exons: 4
Coding region: 415-1428 (337 amino acids)
Source: RefSeq, a predicted model, not a curated record